UUGCCGAUACUCUCCAGAGGCGGAAGGCCGUUACCGACCGUGUGCGUGACGCUGCCGUGUACCCCGCGUUCACCCUUCGUCGCGCUCGUGGCCGCGGCGCUGUUGGUGACAUACUCGCUCCCCUCGCUUUCGAGCCUGCUGUCCGAGGUCAGCGGCGACCUCCCGACCUCCACCCGCGUGCUCAUCACUGUAUCGGACUUCUUCGGCGAAUAUGGCACCCCGAUCUUAGUCGGGCUGGCCGUCUUCGCCUUGCUGCUGCUUGUGGCGCUGCGACGAGAUAGGCCGGGCCGCCACGGAUACGGUGCUACUUCGCGUUCCUGUCAUCGGCAAGGUCAUCGUAGCCAACAACAUGUUCUCGCUCACGUCCAUAAUGUCGACGCUGCUCAGAGCGGGUAUGUCCCCGGUCGAGGCUCUCAAGCUGACGCAGAGGGCAUGGCGAACGCCUAUUACCGCAGGAGGCUUGGGAGGGUCAUCGACCGCGCCACGGAAGGGACCAAGCUCGGCGAGGCCGUCGGAGAAGACGGCGGAUUUCCGUCCAUCGUCUCGCAAGCGAUCAUUACGGGCGAGACACGGGGCAGACUGGCCGAUACGAUGUCCGGUCUGACCGAGUAUUAUGAGGAAGUGACCAAGCGCGCCGCCGGAGGAAUUACCGAGCUGAUCCAGCCGCGAUCAUCCUGUUCGUGGCCGGCAUGGUAG
Molecule: messenger RNA, 696 nt
Organism: Geodia barretti
Lineage: Eukaryota; Metazoa; Porifera; Demospongiae; Tetractinellida; Geodiidae
Source: the annotation of a GenBank genome assembly